AUGGACCAUCAGAUAUGCAGUAAGAGUGAACGCGUUCAAAACAUGCUGGUCACCCAAAGCAACAGUGUUGAGAUAUACUUCGUCAGGCAGAACACACCGAACUUGAAGUUUCUCGUUAAAUAUGAAGCCUUAUUAAAUAGCACUGAACAAUUGAACGUGAUUAUUCAACAUCCCUGUUUCAAUACUUUAUUCUUAAAAAAUAUAACAGUUUUGAUUAUUAUUAAUUACAAGCAGUUAACAGAGACAAUAGGAUGUGCAGACCUCAUCCUGCCAGCUUCCUCUUCCUUCAGCAUCCUGGAUCGCAAAGGUGACGGCCUCUCCAUAGCCUGCAGCUUCAACAAGCGACAGCUCAUCUCGCACCUGACAUGCCACGACCGAAGGUGGAUUGGCGAGUUGAGAAACUGUUCGGCACUUCAUGGUGGCACCGCUUCCUCCGGCAAUAACGCUGACUCUAGUCGGUUGAUUUCAUCCAAUUAUUUCAUUACUCCAUUCUAUUAUGUAGUUUAG
Helobdella robusta is the source of this 507-nucleotide messenger RNA. RefSeq lists its product as hypothetical. The record is from RefSeq and is a predicted model, not a curated record. The coding region runs from base 1 to 507 and encodes 168 amino acids. NCBI's taxonomy places the organism in Eukaryota, Metazoa, Annelida, Clitellata, Rhynchobdellida, Glossiphoniidae. The transcript is spliced from 3 exons.